AUGAGGAAGAGGACUGCUGACCGUGACUCCAAGAAGCAGAAGACUGCCGGAGAUGAAGCUGGUGUGUCAUCGAGUGCGCAGCCGAGGUAAAAUUGUGUAAAUUAUGCUCUCUAGACUAGAGUAUAGUCUAGUAAGUAAAUAGGCCUGUUAGGAGCUCGCCAGUUUGUAGUGCUAAAAAACAGAAAUGAAACCUCAGGUUCGUUCAGCCAUUCCUAUGGGGGAAAUUAAUGUUUUGGGGGGGGAUAAACGCCGAAUGAAAAUAAGGUCUGAGCAGUGGCGAUUUUAGCAUGUAAAUGUUGGUGGGCAAACUCACCUAUUGUUUUUUUUUAGAGACAUGCCGUCAAAGCCACGACACGACACAACACAACACUAAACAAUACGUUAAUUGACCUAUAACGAUGACAAACGGUGCCCACAAACUGUUAGGGGCUACAUAAUGCUGUCCCAACACGUUACCACUGCUACACCUGGCUAUCAGCUGAGCCAUGUCUGGCAGCGAAACAGUUCAUUCAGCCUCAUUUACUGCCUUUUAGAAAAACGUAGCUGAUAUGGCUGACUUGCUUAAACAAAUGUGGUUUCUACUGACAGUUGAGAUAUACAAACUAUGGCAUAAGGGGACGACGAGUGGAUAAGAGACAAUCCGUAAUUUUGAUUAAUACAUUAAUAAGCGAGCUAGGAUGCAUGUAGUCAAUUAACUAUUUGUUCAGCACUUUUGAAAUGUACAGCGACAGAAUUCAGAACAUGGGCCGUUCUUACAGUAUUCUCCCUGUACACCAAGUCAGAACCGUAGGAUAAAUAAAGGGGGCAUAUAAGCAGACAAUGAAAGCUCUUACAAUAUUAAAUGGUUACAUUUCUCUAAAACAGGCUAUAGGCUACAUGUGCGCCACCAAGUCAGAACAGUAGGCUAAGUUAUGAUGGGGAAAAGGGACUAAAUUAUUAGGGUGAGGCACAUGGGCUACUAACAGCUUACUGCACAACAUACACUUAGCAUUACUUUCUUAGCUACAGUAUACAUAUCUCCCUGGCAUAUUGCAUCAUUUAUGCAGCAGCAUACAAGACAUUUUUGGACUCCCCUUGUUGUGCAGUGCUCACUUGAACAGGAAGGUGGCACGGCGGUCCUUCGUGGGCAAAUUGUCAUCAAACUUUGUCAUCAAAGUCUGGCAUUCUCUGGAUUUAUGGUUCUUUCAAGACAACUGGGAACUCUGGGGGGGAAAAAACAAGGUUGAAUCAUGACAUCAGUGAUCUUCAGGUCGGAGCUCUAGAAAGAGGCCAGAGUUCCCAACUUGGAAUUCCGAGUUGGAUGACCGUUCAAAAUUCACUGAAGUCUGAGAUUUCCCAGUUCAGAGUUUCCAAUUGUUUUGAACGCGGCAGAGGUCAUGCUGGAUUGACAGCAUGGCCAAUGUUGAAUGUUUAUCCUUUUAAGCUUGGAAAAGAGACCCUUAACCCCAGACUUGGACCACACUCCCACUCCACUGAAUAACAGGCUAGUGAUUGCUUUGCAAUGCUUGCAGUUAGCCACUGAUUCCUUCCAAACCACUCAUUGUUGAAUUUGCAAUUUCCAAUUUGUUGUGUAAUGUGUAUGUCCAAUGGCCGAUGAGCACCGAUACAUUUUAUCUAUAAUUUCUCUUCAUAACUUCUCUUCAUAUGACAAGGAUUGAAAAGGAUUCGUCAGUAGAUUGUCGAUUUUGAAAGUAUGAUGUUGACAUGGUCAGUCCAAUCAAAGCUACGGUAGAUAUAACGUGAUUUGACGUCAUUUUAUCUGUGGCCAAUGACCUUAAGCUUUUUUGGAUGGGCACUUCUAGUGUAACUCUAUGGCAGCACCCAAGGGGCUUGAAUUUUCGAGCUCUCCCCGUAGAUUUUGCGUUGACGUAGUGUCCCCAUGAGUGACAGAACACUGGGCCAAUCACGGUGCGACUAGAGAACAUUUCCAACCCCUACGCUCUGUAUUUUCCGCUGGCUGCCCCACCACCACAGAAAGCACUGAGCUAGGCUGAAAAACCUACAUUUUGGAGCUGCCUUGCUCAAGAAAGCAAAAAAAGACACCAUGUUUUACUAACUCAAUUAUUAUUUUGUAAAUACAUUGUUUGCAAACUAAUGUGACAUGUAUUAAUGCCAAAAUAACAUGCAAAUCAGGCAAACAUGUGGGGCUCAAAACAGGCUCUGCCCCACCUGCCCUGAAAUGGGUCGCCACUGGGUCUGAGGUCAACACAGGCUUAGGUGUAGUGGCCUUUUAACCAUUUAAAUGAGGAUCUUCCUGCUAUGGUACAUGGGUAAGAAUGGCUGUCCAACUGUAGACAAUAAGAACAGACCCUUACGUAGCCCAUGUACAAAGCACUACAAGCUUACUGAGUGACUGCUUCAGAGUACAGCAAUAUUUUCUGCCACGUAUAAAUAACCAGACAGAGAUUUGCAGACCUUUUGCUAGAAAUGUAUUUAUUUCAAUGAACAAAAUAUCACAAAAGGGGACAUGUGCAAAGGCAAACCAGUAAAUUACUCACCACCUUAACAUAUGAAUUAUAAAAUAAGCCAAUGGCAAAGAAACCUAAAACAAACAUGCAAAAUACCCCCAGUAAAUUACCCACCAACAUAACUUGUGAAUAAGAAGGGGAAAAAAAUACAGAAAAACAUGUUCACCACCAACAUCUGUACAAAUGUCUUUAGCACACUACAAAAGUUCAACGUCAUGUCCCUGACAAAUGCAAUAUGGUUGUCAGGAGGAAGACGCGCCAUCCAUGGUCCAAUGGUGUCAAUGAGGGCACUUGCUGGACUCUGUCGCCGUUACAUUAUUUCCGCCACCUGCUGCAUAAUUUCAGCUUCCAAAGGACUCUCAUCGGUCUUCCUCUUCCAGCCACUGGAGCUGGGUCGGGCAGAUGGGGCGGAGGUUGAUGGAGUGCUGGGUCAGAGAGCGAUGGUGCGUCUGGAAGGUGCAUUGAGCAUUGGUGAGAAGGGCCAGGGAGGUGCUGAGAUCGGGGAGAUGAUGAACCACCUGUUGAUGGGCCAUCGGGCCUCUGCUCGGUCUCUUGGCUGUCCACAACGCCAUCCCCCCUCCAACACCUACAAGCAGAUGGAGAACACAUUCGAAUACAUUGCAAGCAAUCUUAACAUCUCCAUGAGCUCCUUUGAGUUAAACAUGCUCACACAAAACAUACUCACCUCCUCAGACAGACGCUGCUCAAAACUGAGAGGGACAUACAGUGCAUUCGGGAAGUAUUCAGACCCCUUGACUUUUUCCACAUUUUGUUACGUUAUAGCCUUACUCUAAAAUUGCUUUUUUUUAUGUUAUCAAUCUACACACAAUACCCCAUAAUGACAAAGCAAAAACAGCUUUUUAGAAAUUUUUGCAAAUAUAUAUGAAAAAAAAAAAACUGAAAUAUCACAUUUACAUACAGUGAGGGAAAAAAGUAUUUGAUCCCCUGCUGAUUUUGUACGUUUGCCCACUGACAAAGACAUGAUCAGUCUAUAAUUUUAAUGGUAGGUUUAUUUGAACAGUGAGAGACAGAAUAACAACAACAAAAUCCAGAAAAACGCAUGUAAAGAAAUUUAUGAAUUGAUUUGCAUUUUAAUGAGGGAAAUAAGUAUUUGACCCCUCUGCAAAACAUGACUUAGUACUUGGUGGCAAAACCCUUGUUGCCAAUCACAGAGGUCAGACGUUUCUUGUAGUUGGCCACCUGGUUUGCACACAUCUCAGGAGGGAUUUUGUCCCACUCCUCUUUGCAGAUCUUCUCCAAGUCAUUAAGGUUUCGAGGCUGACGUUUGGCAACUCGAACCUUAAGCUCCCUCCACAUAUUUUCUAUGGGAUUAAGGUCUGGAGACUGGCUAGGCCACUCCAGGACCUUAAUGUGCUUCUUCUUGAGCCACUCCUUUGUUGCCUUGGCCGUGUGUUUUGGGUCAUUGUCAUGCUGGAAUACCCAUCCACGACCCAUUUUCAAAUGCCCUGGCUGAGGGAAGGAGGUUCUCACCCAAGAUUUGACGGUAAAUGGCCCCGUCCAUCGUCCCUUUGAUGCGGUGAAGUUGUCCUGUCCCCUUAGCAGAAAAACACCCACAAAGCAUAAUGUUUCCAUCUCCAUGUUUGACGGUGGGGAUGGUGUUCUUGGGGUCAUAGGCACCAUUCCUCCUCCUCCAAACACGGCGAGUUGAGUUGAUGCCAAAGAGCUCAAUUUUGGUCUCAUCUGACCACAACACUUUCACCCAGUUCUCCUCUGAAUCAUUCAAAUGUUCAUUGGCAAACUUCAGACGGGCAUUUAUAUGUGCUUUCUUGAGCAGAGGGACCUUGCGGGCGCUGUAGGAUUUCGGAUUUCAGUCCUUCACGGCGUAGUGUGUUACCAAUUGUUUUCUUGGUGACUAUGGUCCCAGCUGCCUUGAGAUCAUUGACAAGAUCCUCCCGUGUAGUUCUGGGCUGAUUCCUCACCGUUCUCAUGAUCAUUGCAACUCCACGAGGUGAGAUCUUGCAUGGAGCCCCAGGCCGAGGGAGAUUGACAGUUCUUUUGUGUUUCUUCCAUUUGCGAAUAAUCGCACCAACUGUUGUCACCUUCUCACCAAGCUGCUUGGCGAUGGUCUUGUAGCCCAUUCCAGCCCUGUGUAGGUCUACAAUCUUGUCCCUGACAUACUUGGAGAGCUCCUUGGUCUUGGCCAUGGUGGAGAGAUUGGAAUCUGAUUGAUUGAUUGCUUCUGUGGACAGGUGUCUUUUUAUACAGGUAACAAGCUGAGAUUAAGAGCACUCCCUUUAACAGUGUGCUCCUAAUCUCAGCUCGUUACCUGUAUAAAAGACACCUGGGAGCCAGAAAUCUUUCUGAUUGAGAGGGGGUCAAAUACUUAUUUCCCUAAUUAAAAUGCAAAUCAAUUUAUAACAUUUCUUACAUGCAUUUUUCUGGAUUUUGUUGUUGUUAUUCUGUCUCUUACUGUUCAAAUAAACCUACCAUUACAAUUAUAGACUGAUCAUUUCUUUGUCAGUGGGCAAACGUACAAAAUCAGCAGGGGAUCAAAUACUUUUUUCCCUCACUGUAAGUAUUCAGACCCUUUACUCAGUACUUUGUUGAAGCACCUUUGGCAGCAAUUCCAGCCUCGAGACUUCUUGGGUAUGACGCUACAAGCUUGGCACACCUCUAUUUCGGGAGUUUCUCCCAUUCUUCUCUGCAGAUUGUCUCAAGCUCUGUCAGGUUGGAUGGGGAGCGUCGCUGCACAGCUAUUUUCAGGGCUCCAGAGAUGUUCAUUCGGGUUCAAGUCCGGGCUCUGGCUGGGCCACUCAAGGACAUUCAGAGACUUGUCCCAAAGCCACUCCUGCGGUGUCUUGGCUGUGUUCUUAGGGUCGUUGUCCUGUUGGAAGGUGAACCUUCACCCCAGUCUGAGGUCCUGAGCGCUCUGGAGCAGGUUUUAAUCAAGGAUCUCUCUGUACUUUGCUUUGUUCAUCUUUGGUGGAGUGCUGCAGAGAUGGUUGUCCUUCUGGAAGUUUCUCCAAUCUCAACAGAGGAACUCUGGAGCUCUGUCAGAGUGACCGUCGGGUUCUUGGUCACCUCCCUUACCAAGGCCCUUCUCCCCUGAUUGCUCAGUUUGUCUAGGAAGAGUCUUGGUGGUUCCAAACUUCUUCCAUUUAAGAAUGGUGGAGGCCACUGUAUUCUUGGGGACCUUCAAUGCUGCAGACAUUUUUUGGUACCCUUUCCUAGAUCUGUGCCUCGACACAAUCCUGUCUCGGAGCACUACUGACAAUUCCUUUGACCUCAUGGCUUGGUUUUUGUUCUGACAUGCACUGUCAACUGUGGGACCUUUUAUAUAGACCGGUGUGUGCCUUUCCAAAUCAUGUCCAAUCAAUUGAAUUUACCACAGGUGGACUCCAAUCAAGUUGUAGAAACAUCUCAAGGAUGAUCAAUGGAAACAGGAUGCACCUGAGCUCAAUUUCUCAUAGCAAAGGGUCUGAAUACUUAUGUAAAUAAGGUAUUUCAGUUUUAAAAAAUACAUAAAUUAGCAAACAUUUCUAAAAACCUGUUUUUGCUUUGUCAUUAUGGGGUAUAGUGUGUAGAUUGAUGGGGGAAAAAUAAUGUAAUCAAUUUUAGAAUAAGGCUGUAACGUAACAAAGUGGAAAAAGUAAAGGUGUCUGAAUACUUUCCGAAUGCACUGUAAUUGCGUGUAGCGACAGUCGAAAUAAAAGCAAACAUGCAAGUACUGUGGCAGUAGGAGCAUGUCCAUUGCUUCCGUGUUCAUAAAUACCAUAAGGGUUGUGAUGUAGACACACUUCUGUUGCAAAACUACCUCAAUACUGCCCCCCAAGUCUGCGCAAGGAUCUAUACGCUGUGUUCCAAAUUUCAUGGGGAGCUCAUGUAUGUACAAGGAGCAGCCCAUUUUGUGACUUAAAAUGACACUGCGACACUCCGUCGGCUGUUUGCGUAGACAGUGUAGAGUCCUUUUAUGAGAUCUUAUUAGUUUUGUUCUAUCAGAUAAUAUCAGUGAGCUAACAUGACCUUUAUGAAUUAUGAAGCCUUUCUGUGCUUAUUUUGAUGACAAAUGCUUCAAAAAUCAAAAAAGUGAUGUUAAUUUUCAACUAUCUCAUAGAACAAAACGUAUAAGAUCUUCUAAGCCUGUUUGCCACAGGCCUUAUUUUCUGCGUUCAUCCAAAAACCCUACAAAAAGCCCAUUUAUUUCUCCGUAGGCUUUGGCCAAUGAGCCAUUGCGGAGUUAGUCUCCAUUAGCGCCUACAAAAAGACCCCAUUACUAUUGCUCCCUGUUAUUGACAUAAAAAGCGCUUCAAUGCCAAUAUCCAGUAAGAUCCGCUGACACAGCAUGGACCUUUGUCAUUGCAAUGUUGAUACUUUUUGUCUUGCAUUUGUGGAAGUGAUGAUGCUUUCUCUCUCUCUCAGACCUAGCUCCCGUUUGCUGUGGUGGUUUCAAAAGAGGUCUCCUGGCCGUAUGUGUCAUUUAUGUUUCUGUGCCUUUCAUGAUGCGACUGUUCCCUGACAUCAUAAAACACCUGGUGUAUUCUCACAGAGGUGAGUGUAAGCUAAUCAUGAGAAUUAUCCAAAAUACUGGACAAAUCAGGAAUAACAAAUCAUAAAACUUAUAGUCUGUUUCUCUCCUUGUUUUUAGUCAGGGUCCCAUUCUUUGUCAACCUUAGCCAGCCAGCUGACCUGUCUCUUAACCACACAGUGAACAUGUACCUUCAAUCUGAGCAAGGGAUCUCAUUGGGUGUAUGGUGAGUAGGCUUUCUCCAGGUUACUUUGUGAGUAUGGUAAUUUAGCCUAAAUACCUUACCUCGGAAGUACACUCACUGCCACUGGACAGUGUAGCUUUAUAAAGACAGCAUUGAACUUUAUACAUCAAAGUCUGUACAUCGUCCCUUCCACUGUUGUCACUUCCUAAUGUUACUUACAAGUGUUGUCACUGUACAAUAUCUUCAAGGCACACAGUCCCUGAAAGUCAGUGGAAGGAGGCACAGGGAAAGGAUUUGGAAUGGUACCAAGAUUCUUUGGGAGCUGGAAUUCCGAUUAUCAUUUAUCUUCAUGGCAAUGGAGGCACAAGGUAGCAAGAACAAUGGAUUCCUGUACAAUAAAAUUGCAAAUGGCCACUGUUCUCAAUUUGAAUCUAAAAGUACACAUUCUUUCAAACAGGGCAGCAAGUCACCGUGUGGGAGUAAUAAAUGUAAGUGACUGUCGACUACAUCAAAAGUUACUUCAACAUGGCAGAAUUACAUUGGUGAUUGAUAAAUUGGUGAUUGGCCUUUGUGUCCACAGGUGCUGAGUUCAAUAGGUUACCAUGUUUUGGCUUUGGACUACAGAGGUUGGUUAUACUUACAUUUGACUAGACUGUUGAAACAUAUGCUUUAUUUAUUUAGUCUGAAUAAAUUCUAAUAAUCAUUACACAUAUCCUUGAUAACCUAGCAUUAGUCAACAUUUUGUGGUGAGACAGUGUUAUUUCACCUUGCUUGCUGUAAAGAGACUCCGAUAACCAACUCCCAUUUCCUAAUACUGCAGUAGAGCUUACCUCACCCUCUGGUGUGGGUUGCCUGUGACUGCCCCCUUGUGGUCAUAUACAAAUCAGUGUACAACUCUGCAUCAAAUUUACCUCAGGCAGACAGACAUGAUAUGAUAGGCCUAUACAUAGUCUAGUAUGUUUGCAUAAUGUACAGACAUUGAUAUAAGAAACUCUAACAGGUUUUGGGGACUCCACCGGAGAGCCCACUGAAGUUGGUCUCACCACUGACACCCUCUACUUGUACCAGUGGGUAAAAGCCCGCAGUGGGAGCAGUCUGGUGGUAUUAUGGGGACACUCCCUUGGCACUGGGUGAGUGACCAAACGUGUGCCUUCAGGUGGAUGGUUCAGUUUGUAGAGAUGAGAUAAGCGAGUGGAAAUGAUUAUUUAUAUCAAUGCACAGCAGACCUGGCCAAAAAAUAGUUGUAUUUUGAAGUUUAUUUGAAUAUACUAACUUUUCAAAUACUUGAGGUAGUCUAAUAUAGUUUAUAUAGAGUUUCAACUAAAAGGCAACUAUUUUCUUUGAUAUUCAAAUACAGGUCUAAAAAACCCAAAUAAUAUUUGAAAGUAUUUUGAAUACCUCUCAGAAAACCACAUUUAUAUUUGAAGGUAUUUGAAAAAAAAAAUGUAUUUGAUGAAGAACAGUUAGUUGAAUUAGUCUAAAUAUAUCAUCAUUAGCACAUGGUCUGGAGUGCUCUUAAUAUAGCUUAUAGCCUAGAAUUAAAUACAUGAGGGACAUGGAAUCAAUCACCUCAACAUUAGAGUAGAGCACUUUUGCAGCUUCAAAAUGAUUAACAAAGUAUUUUCAUAAUGAGUGAGACAAAGUAAUACAGUAACACUUAACAUCAAGUUAUUAUACAUGUGUAGUACUAGUGCCUUUGUGAUUAUUACAAUAGCAACAUUGUUGUUACAUAGGACUUUGGAAAUUGCUUUAUAAUUGCAUAAUAAUGGCGUUAUUACUUAAGUGGAAUAAGGAACAGUCACUAUUCCUCUUGUGUACAGUAGAACACAAAAACUCUCAGCUCAUUGCUAUGCAAUUAAAAUGCAAUUAAAGUAUUAUGUAACAACAUGUUAAUAAAAUGUUGCUCUAGUAAGUGUCGAAAGGAAACAAAAUAUCCCAAAACAGCCUUCUUGAAUCAACUACAGCCAAGGUAGGUGGAAAAUCACGUUAGUUUGUAUUCUGAGUAAAGUUCCGAGUAAAGUAUCCCUUUUUAAAGAUGGUAUAGUGUGUGUUUGAAAUAAGAACCAUUCCCCUCAGAUGGACAAAGACGUUCAAAGUUAUUUUUGCUAAGCAUCCAACUUGCUGUUUGCAAUGUUUGCAAAAAAUGCCUUUGAAUUUCUCUUCAGUAUUUUCAGGUAUCAUAAAAUGAAUUGCUGCUUAAACCUUUUCAGUGGCACGUUGAAAGAGCCACACAGUAGUUGAGCAUCACAACUUAUUUAUACAUAUGUACUAAAUAUAAUUGGUUAAUUGGUUUGACUUGAUUAUGUACACCCGAGGCAAUGGACAUUCAGGAGAAUUUACAUUUACAGAAUGUUCAGAUAGAAAUGUAUUGUGUAGAUCAAAAAUGAUUGUCAGAUUGGAAUAGUAUAGGAGAUUCAUUCUAUUUCUAUAUGCAGUUUCAUACAACCGUGCCAUUAGUUAAAGGCAGCCAAUCCAAUAGUUUCUGAAAAGUAGUCACUUCCUGAGAUUUGUAUUCAAAUAGUUGUAGUCACCUCCAAAGUAACUAUUUAUUCCCCCCAAAAUAGUUACUUUCUACAAAGCAUAUACUAUACAGUGCAUUCAGAAAGUAUUUAGACCCCUUCCCUUUUUCCACCUUUUGUUACGUUACAGCCGUAUUCUAAAAUUGAUUAAAUAAAACAUUUUCUUCAUCAAUCUACACAGAAUACCCCAUAAUGACAAAGCGAAAACCGGUUUGUCAUUAUUAAAAAUAGUAGAGUGGCCAGACAGAAGCCAUUCCACAGUAAAAGGCACAUGACAGCCUGCUUGGAGUUUGCCAAAAGGCACCUUAAGGACUCUCAGACCAUGAGAAACAAGAUUCUCUGGUCUGAUGAAACCAAGAUUGAACUCUUUGGCCCAAUGCCAAGCAUCAUAUCUGGAGUAAACCAGGCACCAUCCCUACGGUGAAGCAUGGUGGUGGCAGCAUCAUGCUGUGGGGAUGUUUUUCAGCGGCAGGGACUGGAAGACUAGUCAGGAUCGAGGGAAAGAUGAACGGAGUAAAGUACAGAGAGAUCUUUGAUGAAAACCUGCUCCAGAGCGCUCAGGGUGCUUCAACAAAGUACUGAGUAAAGGGUCUGAAUACUUAUGUAAAUGUAAUAGUUCCGUUUGUAAUUUUUAAUACAUUUGCAAAAAUGCUUGGUCAUUAUGGGGUAUUGUGUGUAGAUUGAUGAGGGGGGGAAAAACUAUUGAAUUUCAAAGUAAGGCUGUAACAUAACAAAAUGUGGAAAAAGUCAAGGGGUCUAAAUACUUUCCGAAUGCACUGUAGUUAUCCCAGAUCUGAUGCACAGUUGCACACAAUUGAGGGGUGGAAGUCACAAAAAAUCUAAUGAAACAAGCAAGCUUUAAAUAAAACUAUACACUGCAGUAUCUUAAAUGAACAAUGUUCUGCUUUCAAAUCAAACAAAUAUCAGUUAAAUCAUAUGACCACGAUUCGAAUCAUGAAAAGCCUAACAGUCAAAUGAAAUGCACGUCUCAUGUAAUGUAAUUGGGGUGUAAGGCAAAGGUACAGAUGUAGGAUCACUCUUGGUGCUGAGAAUUUUCCUGCACGGCAGGAAAUGCAAACUUGUAGUGUAUGUUGAGUUUUAAAAAGGCUUCUAAAGUUCGUAAUUUCCACUUUGAUAUUUCAGACUUCAUUUGACUUAAUGAACAAUUUAUCAACCCCUAGGAAAAUGUCCAUUUAAUUAUAAUCCACAUAAUAAUUCACAUUUCCUGGAUUGCAUGGUUAUUUUCCUGCUGUAGGAAACUGGCUCAAAUGACGAUCCUUCAUCUGUAAAGGUAAUCAAAGGUAAUAUUGUGUGUUACUGAAUAAGCAAACAAAAUAUUACCUUUGAUUACUUGUACCUUGAUUAACUUGACCUGUACCUGUAUUACCUUUGCCUUACACUCCAAAUAGAUAUGUAUUUCAUUCCACUGGUAGGCUUUUCAUGAUUUUAAAUCGUAAUAUAUUUAACUGUUUGAGCAAGGCACUUAACCCUAAUUUUCUCUAGGGGCGCCAUACUACUAUGGCUGACCCUGUAAAAAACAACACAUUUCACUGCACCUAUCUGGUGUAUGUGACAAAAACAUUUUAUUUUUAAUUAACACAUAUUUGUUUAAUUUGUUGCUUGAUCCACCCCUCAUACACAAUAUAUAUAUUUGUGAGAUGUUUAAGUUAUUAGAGAAUGUCACCACUACUACUACUACUACUACUACUUAUCUAUCACCACUAAUGGUGAUGAUUGAUUGAAAUACUCCAAUCAAUGAUUAGAUAUGACAGAACAUUUUGACAGUGACUCAGAGUAUGAGACAUGAUCAGUAAACACCAUUUUGCCCCUCAUCUGUGUACAGAGUGGCCACUAAUACUGCAGUCAAACUAAUGGAACAAGGUAGGCUUUAUUGAACCCAUUCAACUUUAAUAUUUUAUACCCUCUAGUUACAGUACAAUACACAUUUCAUGAAUGUUUUUUGUGGGACUCAGUUCAUGGAAGCUGACUUGAUAUACUUAAGUUUUUGCUUUUAUCAGGGAUUGUUGUUGAUGGUGUGAUCAUUGAGGGAGCAUACACCAACAUUCGACAGGAAGGUGCCCAUCAUCCGUUUGGCUGGGUAAGACUCACAUCCUCUCCUCUCCAUGGAGAUGCGGUACAUCUUAAAAUGCCAUGAUUUUCUAUUCAUUCAUGUACUAAACUAUACUUGUCUUCAUGUUUAAUUUUCCUUGUCCUCAGUUUUAUUGGACGUUCCCAGGUUUUGAGUACUUUUUCCUGGACACAAUGGCAGAAAACAAUGUCAUCUUCCCUAAUGAUGAAAAGUACGUAUUUUCUCGAUUUAGAUUCAGAUAAUUUUUUUACAUUUAUUUUGCUUUAUUCAACUUUUCUGUGUAGUUAUCAUCCUUUAUUUUGAGGUUAAAAGGUUUGCAAUAUGUGGAGGUUAUAAGGUUUGCAAUAUGCGGUAUCAAAUCAAAAUAACUGCUACAGUGCCUUCAGAAAUUAUUCACACCCCUUGACUUUUUCCACAAUUUGUUGUGUUACAGCCUGAAUUUAAAAUGGAUUAAAUUGAGAUUUAAUGUCACUGAUCUACACACAAUACCCCAUAAUGUCGAAGUGGAAUAAUGUUUUUACAAUAUUUUACAAAUUAAUUACAAAUGAAAAGCUGAAAUGUCUUGAGUCAAUAAGUAUUCAACCCUUUGUUAUGGCAAGCUUAAAUAAGUUCAGGAGUAAAAAUGUGCUUAACAAGUCACAUAAUAAGUCCCAUGGACUGUGUGUGCAAUAAGUGUGUAAUGUAAUUUGUUAUGUGACUACCUCAUCUCUGUGAAUUGCAAACACAGAUUCAACCACAAAGACCAGGGAGGUUUUUCAAUUUCUCGCAAAGAAGGGCACCCAUUGGUAGAUGGGUAAAAAAAAAAAAGCAGACAUUGAAUAUCCCUUUGAGCAUGGUGAAGUUAUUAAUUACACUUUGGAUGGUGUAUCAAUACAUCCAGUCACUACAAAGAUACAUGCGUCCUUCUGAACUCAGUUGCCGGAGAGGAAGGAAACCGCUCAGGGAUUUCACCAUGAUGCCAAUGGUGACUUUAAAACAGUUACAGAGUUUAAUGGCUGUGAUAGAAGAAAACUGACUAUGGAUCAACAACAUUUGAGUUACUCCACAAUACUAACCUAAAUGACAGAGUGAAAAGAAGGAAGCCUGUACAGAAUAAAAAUAUUCCAUAACAUGCAUCCUGUUGGCAAUGAGGCACUAAAGUAAAACUGCAAAAAAUGUGGCAAAGAAAUGAACUUCAUGUCCUGAAUACAAAGCGUUAUGUUUGGGGCAAAUCCAACACAUCACUAAGUACCACUCUUCAUAUUUUCAAGCAUGGUGGUGGCUUCAUCAUGUUAUGGGUAUACUUGUCAUUGGCAAGGACUAGGGAGUAAAAAACAAACAAACAAUUCUAACAUGUAUUGACUCAGGGGUGUGAAUACUUAUGUAAAUUAGAUAUUUCUGUAUUUAAUUUUCAAAUACAUUUGCUAACAUUUCUAAAAACAUUUUCACUUUAUCAUUAUGGGGUAUUGUGUGUAGAUGGGUGAGAGAAAUGUUGAAUUCAGGCUUUAACACAACAAAAUGUGGAAUAGGUCAAGGGGUAUGAAUACUUUCUGAAUGCACUGCAACCAAAUGUGUUUGAGAAUCGUUCUGAGAGAUUGAGGUUGACUGUUCAUGAAAAGUGAUGUUUCACUAUCUAUCCACAGCUUGAAGAGGAUGAGGAGUCGUCUUCUGAUCCUUCAUGCAGAGGAUGACCACAUAGUGCCCAUCCACAUGGCACAGCAGGUGUGGAAUGAUACUUUUACUGUAACUAACAAUCAUUUCUCGAUUGUGAUCUGUCCAUAGUAUCCCAAGCAACAUUUUUGAUAUUAUCUGUAUGGGUUGAAUGACUAUAUCAAGAAGAGUUCCUGGAAACAUGAUAUUUACAGUAAAGGAAGUUUCCACCCCUAAUACUUUGUGUUCCGAUCAAGCUGUAUGAAAUAGCACAGAGUGCACAGAACUCGGAGAAUCAGGUAAAGAUGAUACCGUUCGCCGGAGCCCUUGGGUACCUUCACAAUGGAUUAUACAAAGACCCUCGCCUGCCAGACAUCAUCCGGUUAGAAAAUCUUGUCAACUCUUCAGUUGCCAUUUCUAUUUGGCAAAAAUUGCAAUUCUGAUUCUAAAUUGUUUUAUUUUAACAAGAAUCGUAAAAAUAUUUCCAUCCAUAUCGUUACAGGGAAUUUGUACAUACAUUGGCCCCCUAAUCCAGUGACCUAUGCAGAAGAGCCUUUGGACAUCAAGUGUUUCAACAUAACUAGAGGACUGCAAAUCCUAGAUGCACAGUUUGCACAUAAAUGUGUCUCUUUACCUUAUGGCAAAUCAAUAGGGUAAACCUCAAUCACAUGGUCCAAUCAUUGACCUAAUAUCAGAUAAAAGUUACAUUGAUAGGAAUGUAAAGCACUUACUUAGCCGAAAGGACUGGGGAGGGAGAGAGUCUGAGGUCCAGCUCUGGGCUGAGAGGUCCAAUGCAUUAUUAUCUAGCUAUAGCCUAUGUGCAAAUUACAAAACUUCUGAGAUGGAACCAAUGAAUUUGUUGACUGUCAGUAUGUUGCCUUUCAAUGAAUGAUAAAUGUGAAGAAUGAUGACUAAUCAAUGUUUAAAGUGUCAAGCUUAGGUGAAAUCUUUGUGUUGAUUACAGAAAGGUUACUGCUGUAAACUUUUAUUUUUGGCUAGUAUUAUCCCCAGAUUCCAAAAUCAUGUUUGCAAGUACAAAUAAAACCUGAUCAACGCUCAUGAAUCUUA
This is a messenger RNA of Coregonus sp. 'balchen', 14443 nucleotides long. Lineage: Eukaryota; Metazoa; Chordata; Actinopteri; Salmoniformes; Salmonidae. The record is from the annotation of a GenBank genome assembly.